Molecule: messenger RNA, 3190 nt
Organism: Closterium sp. NIES-65
Lineage: Eukaryota; Viridiplantae; Streptophyta; Zygnematophyceae; Desmidiales; Closteriaceae
Source: the annotation of a GenBank genome assembly
GUACCACACGGAGGUGAGAGUGGGGUCAUCACAGCAGGCGUUCAGCGUGGUGGUGGACACGGCCAGCGACCUGCUCUGGCUGCCCUGCGACUGCGUGCGCUGCACCGAUGGACCCUCCUCCUCCGCCACGGUAAGCACAGCCCUGCACACACGCCCACAUCGCCACCACCCCCUGCCACUCCUCCACAUGCUCCACCCGGCCCGCCAACCUCUCACCCCUGCCCUGCCCCCCUCUCUACCUGCGCCUUUCGCCCCUAUCCCUCCAUUUCCUCUGCCCACUCUCUGCCUCCCAACCCCUCCAGCCAACGCCGUUCAAGCCGGCGGAGUCCACGACGCUCACCACCAUGCCGUGCGACUCCUCCUCCUGCUCCGCCUGGGCGGACGACCGCUCGCUCUCAGUGGGCUGCAGCAUUGCACCGGACUACCCACGCCGGACUCCACGUGCCAGUACUCGCUGGUGUCGAGCUCCCCCCAGGGCAGCUCAGCGGGCAACCUGGUGCGCGACGAGGUGCAUCUGAGUUUAGAAGACGGCAGCUUCCUCGCGCCCAACCUCACCUUCGGGUACAUGUGCUGUCACCUUGGGGUUGGUGUGCAUGCGGGCGCGGUGCCAUGCAUGCUUGUGUGCUUCGCUGCUCGUCACGCUUGUCAACGCCAUGCCUCUCCCACCGAUUGCCCUACUUCCCCGCUCUUACCCCCUCUCCCCGUUUUCUCCCCCUCUCACAGCUGCGGGCGCCAUCAGUCAGGGCUGCUGGGCACAGAGAGCAGCGCCCCACGAGGCGUGCUGGGCACAGAGAGCAGCGCCCCACGAGGCGUGCUGGGCACAGAGAGCAGCGCCCCACGAGGCGUGCUGGGCACAGAGAGCAGCGCCCCACGAGGCGUGCUGGGCUUGGGCGCGGGGACGCUCGUCUGGGGGCGGUAUCAAGCAGGGGUGUUGGCAACAGACAACGGUGCCCCAGGGGUGUUGGCAACAGACAACGGUGCCCCAGGGGUGUUGGCAACAGACAACGGUGCCCCAGGGGGUGUUGGCAACAGACAACGGUGCCCCAGGGGGUGUUGGCAACAGACAACGGUGCCCCAGGGGGUGUUGGCAACAGACAACGGUGCCCCAGGGGGUGUUUGGCAACAGACAACGGUGCCCCAGGGGGUGUUGGCAACAGACAACGGUGCCCCAGGGGGUGUUGGCAACAGACAACGGUGCCCCAGGGGGUGUUGGCAACAGACAACGGUGCCCCAGGGGGUGUUGGCAACAGACAACGGUGCCCCAGGGGGUGUUGGCAACAGACAACGGUGCCCCAGGGGGUGUUGGCAACAGACAACGGUGCCCCAGGGGGUGUUGGCAACAGACAACGGUGCCCCAGGGGGUGUUGGCAACAGACAACGGUGCCCCAGGGGGUGUUGGCAACAGACAACGGUGCCCCAGGGGGCGUGCUGGGCUGGGCACAGGGGCGCUGUCUCCCCCCAUCUUCCCACUUCCUCUCAUUCCCUUGGUGCCACUCCCCUCUUCCCCCCAUUUUCUCCCCCCAGCUGCGGGCGGUACCAAACAGGAGUGUUGGCGACGGACAACGGUGCGCCAGGGGGCGUGUUGGGGCUGGGCACGGGGCCGCUCUCGCCGCUCUCCCAGCUGGCGGAGAGCGGGGUGGUGCCGCGGGCGGGCUUCGCACUGUGCCUGGAGGGGGACGAUGCCGCUGCUGCUGGGGGGGGCAGCCACCUGCUGCUGGGGACCACUGACGCCGGGCCUGCUAGCGGGUCGACCCGCGUGUACAAGAACAGCCUCAGGUGGCUUGCCUUGCCUCGCAUUGGGAUGACUGCGUUGGUGUAUGUGAAGAUAAAGGACAUGCGUCUGGGCACGGCGGACCUGGUCGUCACACCCGACAUGUUCCCACCGCUCUCCUCCACGGGAGCAGGGGGCACGGCACUCGACUCCUCCUCUGCUGCCUCCGUGCUGCCCCGACCCGCCUACAUGGCUCUCGCCACCGCUUUCCUGGUGCAGUACCCGCUCAUGAAGUUUGCGUCGUCGGAGAGCGCACAGGAGGGGGUGGACUGCCUUGACGCCAAUGACUACCACCAGGCAUCCAUGACCCCCGCGGAGUUCCUGCAGCAGUUCCCGCCGCUCACACUCGUGCUGGCGGGCGGCAAGGGCAGCGCUGACUUCACCAUCGCGCCCACCAACUACCUCAAGAUCGUGCCGAGCAGCCCACACGUGGUGUGCUUCACAGUGCGCAUGGCCAGCAGUCAGGCAGAGCGUGCAGUGAUAGGCGACCUGUGGAUGCGGGACAAGUACCUUGUCAUUGACACGCACAAAGAUACACUCUCAUGGAUCGAUGCUAACUCCCCAGCCCCCGUUCAACUCCUCCUCCACCAACCCACCAGACGGCCCCCCCCCCCCACAGCACAGCCCAGCACCUCCCCCCCUUCCAUCUUCGAGAACAGCCCCGGCCCCACUGCUGCUCCCCCCUCCAUCGCCCCACCCUCCAUUCCCCCCCCCUCCCUGCCUCCCCCAAGCCCCCCUCCACCACCUCCACCCCCGCCCCCAAGCCCCCCUCCACCCAACAACCCUCCCCCGAACCCCCCUCCUCCACCCAACAACCCUCCCCCGAACCCCCCUCCUCCACCCAACAACCCUCCCCCAGCCAACCCGCCUCCUCCGCCGUCCCCGCCAAUCGAGCCCCCUAUAGCCGGCUGUCAGCCGUCGCCCACGGACUGCGCCUUCUUCUUCGCGGGCCACGAGGGGCAGGUGCCCACCUUCUCUAUCCAGCCGCGCCAGGGCGACGCUGUGCUGUCCACGAGUGAGCUUAAAACGAGUAUAAUGGGCAGCGACAUCCAGGUGCUGGCAGGCAACUCGGGCGAGGCGCAGAUCGUGUGCGCCGAGGGCCAGGGGGCCGGGGCCGGCCUGGGGGGUGGGCAAGGCUCGGGGCUGACAGCAACGGCAGCCAUGGCUAUGAACGAUGGUGCUGUGACACAGGACAUUGGCAACCAGCUGUAUAUCACCGGCACGGACGUGCAGCAGCGCACGUUCAACCGAAUAGAGAACCUGUUUGCACUGCGCAACGCGUAUGUGAAGCUGCGGGUGACGGCGGCGGAGAUGGACGUGUUUGGCAUGACGGUCAACAUGAACCCCGGCGACGGCAACUCCUACUUCCCCGAGGACAAGCGCUGCGUGCUCUUCAAAACCAAACUGCCUGACGGCUGA